AUGAUUGAAUAAUUAAAAAUGGCAAAAAUUCAUUUGGACAAUCAAUUCAAUCAAAGCAGUUCACAUUAGGCUGCCAUCUUAGAGGAGGAUCUCUUUGAUGAAGACGAAAUAGAACAAUUUCGACCAAAUUCGCUUCCAAUGAUGUCUGAAGGUUAUGGAAGAUAAUGUGCAGAAAAAAAUAUAAUGAUCAAAAUCUUAGCUAUGGGAUUUGAUUAAUAUUACUCAGAAGAAAUAUUAAAAAGUAUAAUUGAUGAAGAUUUCAAAACCCUUGAUGAGAAUAUGAUUUUAAACAAGGUGAUCUCAGCAAUUUUGAUUCUAAAUAAUUAUUAAAAUGAGGAUUAGACUUAACAGAGAAAACACAGGCAAGAACUAAUUGAUAUGUUGGGAACAAUGAGUCCAAACUUAAUGAGUUACUUAGGAUAUAAGAGUAAUAGAUAAUCACAGUAGCUUCUUACUGUUAUUUGUGGAAUUUGUAUGGAACAAAUAAUUGAUGACCGUUGCCCAGAAAUGGAUUGUUGUCACACUUUUUGUUUAUCUUGUAUGAAAGCCUAUUUAAUAGAUCGAAUUGUGAAUGGAUAAGUUGAUCAAAUGAUAUGUCCAUAAUCUGAUUGUAAUUUCUAAUUGAGCGACGCUUACAUAAGAUAGAUUGUGGAUCCAGAUAUGAUGUAAAAAUUGAGAAGGUUCAGAAAAAUCAAAUAGCUGCAACAGGAUCCUGAUAUCAUUUGGUGUCCAAGAGUAGGUUGCGAAGAAACACUCAAGAGGAGUGGUUAAAAAAAAUUAAGAUGUAAAUGCGGUUAAUAAAUAUGUCGUAAGUGUGGGAGAGAAAGACAUUAAGGAUAGACAUGCAAUGAUCAAAUUGAUAAGGAUUUUAAGAAAACUAUCAAAAAGUUAAAUAUCUAAAAAUGUUUGAAAUGCAAAUCUCCAAUCUAAAAAAAUGAUGGGUGCAAUCAUAUGACUUGCAAAACCUGCAAAUAUGAAUUUUGCUGGCUAUGCAGAUCCAAAUAUAGUUAUCGUCAUUAUUCAAAUUACAAUAUUUUUGGAUGUCCAGGGAUGCAAUUUACACAAAGAGAUCCGUUUAAAUAUCCAAAUUUAUACAGAUUUAUAGCAAUUCUAUUGAUUUUGAUAUUGGGACCCCCAUUGUUUAUUGUGGCCUUGGUGUUGGGAUUUAUAGUUUUAGUAAUUGGAUUGCCAGUUAUAUUCUAUAUGAACUAUGUUCCAUAUCAUCAAUUCGAAGAAUAUAGCUGCUGCAAAAAAACAACUAUUAUUAUUGCCUUCAUUAUAGCCUGUCCCCUGUUAUCUCCAAUUUGUUUUCUACUAGUCAUUUUAGGGAUUGUCGUGGCCAUAAUUGUUGGAAUACCCUAUUGCAUAUAUCUAUUCAUCGAUUGGCUAAGAUAUGGAUGA
Messenger RNA from Paramecium tetraurelia, 1401 nucleotides. RefSeq lists its product as uncharacterized. Lineage: Eukaryota; Ciliophora; Oligohymenophorea; Peniculida; Parameciidae. The transcript is spliced from 4 exons. Gene Ontology annotation, molecular function: ubiquitin conjugating enzyme binding; zinc ion binding; ubiquitin protein ligase activity. Gene Ontology annotation, biological process: positive regulation of proteasomal ubiquitin-dependent protein catabolic process; protein polyubiquitination; ubiquitin-dependent protein catabolic process. The record is from RefSeq and is a predicted model, not a curated record. Gene Ontology annotation, cellular component: cytoplasm; ubiquitin ligase complex.